GUGCUGCUCUUCCAAUAGCGCCAGAGAGCAAGAGAGGGAAGGAGAGACAGAAAGAGAGAGAGGAAAAACUGAGAGAGUGUGGCUAUCUUCAAAAAAGGGGUGGGAAUGCUAAACCUGGAAGCUGAACAUUUUUCACAAGCCUGUAAACAAGAAUCAAAGUUUGUAAGAGCUUACAGGCAUUAAAAUCCAGUGGAAGAGGAGACCGGUACUGCACGAGUAGCUCGCUUAAAGGUAAAAAGAAAAGAAAAAGCAAGACCAUUUUUCUGUGUACAUAGUGAUCUGCCAAGACCAAGAACAGCCUCAGAAUGGGAGAAGAUGCAGUCCAGGCAGAGAGGAGCAGCAUGGUAAGUGCACAUGAGAGCCAGGAGCUGGUGGUGCCCACCCCUAGUCCCACUCAGUCUUCACCCACCCAUAGCCUCUCCCAACUGGGCACUGCCGCCAUCAACGCCCUAAGUGGAGAACCUAGCAGUCCUGGAGCUCUGGCUGGGGCCACCACAGGCACUCUCACCAGAGAUGGAGCCUCAGCUACAGGCCCGGUGAACGCCAUCACAGUCCUGACCCUUCUAGAUAAGCUGGUAAACAUGCUGGACACAGUGCAGGAGAACCAGCAAAAGAUGGAGAUGAGACAAGUCGAAAUAGAGGGGGCUGUGAGGGGCAUCCAGAAUGAUAUGAUCAAGCUGUCCAAGAGUCACACCUCCACCUCGAACACAGUCAGCAAGCUGCUGGAGAAAAGCCGCAAGGUCAGCGUCCACAUGAAGGAGGUUAAGGACAAGAUGGAUAAGCAGGCCGUCCAGGUGAAGAAAUUGGAGGUCAAUCACACUCACCUGCUCAGGAGGAACAACUUCAAAGUGCUCAUCUUCCAGGAGGAAAAUGAGAUCCCGUCAAGUGUCUUUGUGAAGGAACCUGUGCCGUUACCUGAAGUUGAGGAGGAGGCCCCAGCCAUCGAUGCCAACCGUUCUUUAGAGGAGGGCCUUCACACAAUUGCCCUUUCCUCGGAUGAGGAGCAGGGACCAGAGGAGGAUGAGGAUGAAAUUUUGGCAGUUUUAAACCUUGAAGCUGAGUCCAGAGUUGAAAGAUCUCGAGCUGAGAAGAUCAAGCGUUCCAGUCUGAAGAAAGUGGACAGCCUGAAGAAAGCUUUCUCCAGGCAGAAUAUUGAGAAAAAGAUGAACAAGAUCAGCACCAAGAUUGUGUCACCAGAGCAGCGUGAGAAAAUCAAGAAAAGUCUGACACCAAACCACCAGAAGAACCCUAGUGCCAAGAGUUCUUCCCUCACGGUCUCUCCUCUCACCUUCAACAUCAAGAAGGUUCGCAGCGGGGACGACGAACCAGAGGCUGAGGCUUCAUCUCAACAUGAGAGCUCACCAAGUGCCGUCGCCUCCAUUGAAUUGGCUCCAAUUGAGAGCCCAACUGAAGACCUGCCCUUCAAAGAGGUUCACUCCCAGCUUGCACCGGGACAGGAGGAAGUUAAGGUGGCUGUGGAGGCAAUGGAGAAGGAGGUGCCCAGCAUCCUGAAUGGCACAGCUGAGGUUGAGCCUGAGCUGUCAAUCAUAGAAGAUGAAAGUGAGGAGUAUGCCAAUUCUGCGACACUGCCCCAGGAUGCCUCCCAGAUAGAGUUGUCCCAGAAUGCUUUACAGGGAGAGAAUGAAGAGGAAGGUGAUAAGGAAAAAGGAAAGGAAGGCAUGCAGGAUGAAGAGAGCCAUGUAGCAGAAGCUGCAGCUGCAGGCCAAGCAGAGGGUGUUGCUCUCAUGCAAGCAUCCUAAUGUCCUGACCCCCAUUCCAGCCUUGACACCCUCCUAAGCUGAGAAAACACUCUUUCCCUAAUCAGUGCCAGCCAUCCCCCCAAAUACCCAGACAUCUGCCCAGUCUUGGUAGAGUACAGUCCUUGCAGAGAUUUCUGUGUCAUAUCACAAUACUUUGAAUUGAAUAUAUUCAAAGGCAAAAUUCAUGGACUAUGAUAUAUUUGCUUAGCAGGCCCCUUAAUCCUCUUGUUAGUCCUUAGUCCUUUAACCAUUUAGUGCUUUUUUUAAAGAAGUCAAUGUAAAAGCAGUCUUAUCAAUUCAACUUAUCCAGCAGUCUGUAAAUAAACGUUUUACUUGGGAGAACUCACUCAAGCUGAUACUACUCUACAUUAAUCUUAAGCUGUUGGUCAGACAGCAUUUAUGUUUUUUGUCCACCCUGUCGUGGUGCCUACCUGUCAGCUAUGAAAGUGGGAUAAGGAAAAUAAAAUGCUUGCAGCCAAAAAAAUCAGCAGGUGCCAAGUGCACUCCAUCUACCCAAAGGGUACAUUUUAGCCAUAGCCUGGUUCUCAGCCCACAAUUCAUUUAUUCUGGAACAGCCUGUGCACAGCUGAAAGUGAUAUUGACUAUAUGCAACAUAGAUCAUUUGCAGCAUUAAUGCCCUUUCAUCUGAUUAAUAUAUACAGUAUAUACUGUACAUUAUACAGUAUACCACCAAUGGUAAUGUCUCUGUUUAUCAGAAAUACUGUAUAUAAAGGUUCCAAAAGAAGUUGGAAAGCCAGCUGGAAAGAGUAUUGUACAUAAACUACAAACAUAUCUAGAUUUAUGUUUUGUAGUGAAGAAUAAACUAUCAAAUUACCCUUCUUUGUCCUAAGCACACACAACAAAGUAUCAGUGUUCUGUGUUUGGCUUGCUUCAAAUAUGAAAUACUUCUUACAUGGGGGAUCCUGGUCUUCCCUGAGUUCCACAUAUGUCUCAAGCCUUACUCAGAAAGCAUUCCUGCUUUUGAUAUAUGGCUCUUUCUGAGACCAUUUCUCAAGCUCCUGUUGGCAUGGUGUUGGCUGAGGAAGGCCUUGAACAUGCACUGUGGGGCCAGUCUAGAUUACAGGCAUUUUUCUGGAAGUGAUGAUGGAAACUUUCAGCCAAGUUGGAUGCAAAUUAGCACAAAGAGGUAUGGAGAGUGGUGGAGAUCAGAAAAAGUGAGAAAGGAAAAAAAAAACUCUUUUGACUGUUGAACUGAAUUCAUGUUUUAAAAAUUAUAGAGGACCCAGAAUACCCCCACCUUUAUAUUUUUAUAAGUAAUACAUUUAACUAAUAUUUGUGCACACUAUGCCAUUCACUACCACACACACCCUAAUAAAAUGGUGCUGUAAAAGAAAAUCUCUUAAAGAAAAGCAAAGCAAGAGAAACAGCACUGACCCAACAAAUGGGUCUGAAAAUUGUAUUUUGAGGAAAUGAGAGUUUUUGUUCUUACCGUUUGUUCUGAAUAAUAAUAUAACACUAUAACAUAAGUCAGAGUAAAUGAGAAUCACUUUUUGUGUUUGUAAUGUGAAUUGUGCUUUUUGCACAAUAAAAAAAGUUGAGUGAUUUGACCAUAUUUUCAAUUCAACAUUCCAAUGCUGAACAAAAACAUAAAAGUGUGUAUCUUUGCUUUGAGUGGUUGUCUCUUUCAGAUGUGAAAAGGGACGAGGUUUUACUUCUUUUGAGUCUUAAAAAAAUAACAAACGUUAAUUCGUUUUUGCUUAUGCUUGUAAUCCCUAAUCCAUAUUUGCAUAGCUUUUAAAAUUUUAAUUGCAUCAGUGACUUCAUAAUCCAUAAAAGAGCUAAAUGUUUUCAGGGUUAUCAUAUUUUAGAAGACCUAUGCGAAAGAAAAGGCUUAUCUACAGCAGACACCUCACAAUGUUUCUGUGACACCUGUUUACCUACUUGAUAUUGAAGCACGCUCUGUUCUUAUAAUGCAAAUAAAUAAAAUUUUGAACCAGG
This is a messenger RNA of Myxocyprinus asiaticus (Chinese sucker), 3719 nucleotides long. Its product is annotated as caveolae-associated protein 2-like. NCBI's taxonomy places the organism in Eukaryota, Metazoa, Chordata, Actinopteri, Cypriniformes, Catostomidae. Gene Ontology annotation, cellular component: caveola; cytoplasm. Bases 306 to 1760 code for a protein of 484 amino acids. The transcript is spliced from 2 exons. The record is from RefSeq and is a predicted model, not a curated record. Gene Ontology annotation, molecular function: protein kinase C binding.